Dacryopinax primogenitus is the source of this 1377-nucleotide messenger RNA. RefSeq lists its product as uncharacterized. The record is from RefSeq and is a predicted model, not a curated record. Lineage: Eukaryota; Fungi; Basidiomycota; Dacrymycetes; Dacrymycetales; Dacrymycetaceae. Gene Ontology annotation, molecular function: P-type ion transporter activity. The transcript has 4 exons. Gene Ontology annotation, biological process: intracellular calcium ion homeostasis. Gene Ontology annotation, cellular component: endoplasmic reticulum membrane. Bases 1 to 1377 code for a protein of 458 amino acids.
AUGGUUGCUGUUCUAGUCUCUUCACCUGAAAUUAGAGCGGCGACUUUGCAUUGUCGGAUACCAUUCUAUCUCCAUCUAUACGCGUCACCAUUCGUCGUUGUUUGGUCCGUCUUUGGCUAUGCCUACUUCACCAAGUACGACGAAUGGUUUGGGACGCAGGAGCGCGCAUUUGCCGCAGGAUCGAUCGUGCUCGCCUGUCAUCUCUUCAGCUUCCUAAUCCCACAAUGCAGCCCGGGUGUCAAGGCGAGGCUGACAUGCGUGAAUGCCUCAUCGCUCGACCAAGCGGAUUGCAUUCGGAUCGUUCCAACGGAAGACAGAGGAAGGGACAUGAUUGUUCCUCUGAGGAAGAACCCUACGAGCCUGACAACCUACACCUUCGUCUACCAAUCUGAGACAUACAUCUGCACUGCGGGCAAACCCUUCACUCGGCUACCCUAUCCGUGCGACUCUCGUCCCCUGCUGUCAUCUUUCACCGCCAUUGGACUGUCGUCGUCGAGUCUGCCUGCUCUGCGGGAGUCUUAUGGUCCCAACACCCUUGAUAUACCCCUGCCGUCAUUUGGCGAAAUGUUUGCCGGACAUGGUGUCGCGUCCUUCUUUGUCUUCCAGAUGCUCUGUGUCGGUCUUUGGUCUCUGGAUGAAUACUGGCACUGCAAUGUGUUUGUCGCUUUCCUGAUGCUGGUGCUCGAGUGCACAGUAAUGUUCCAGCGCGUCAAAACACUCAAGGAGUCUCGGACAAUCCCCAUUGCGCCAUUCCCAAUCUUAUGCUAUCGCGACAAGAAGUGGCGGUCAGUCAAGACGGACGAGCUAGUCCCGGGCGAUAUAGUGUCCAUUACGAGAAGCAAGGAAGAUACCGCUGUUCCUGCCGACCUUCUUCUCCUGCAUGGAUCAGUCAUCAUGAAUGAGGCGCUCCUAUCCGGAGACGCAACACCUCUGCUCAAAGAGAGCAUCAAGCGAUGCAAUGGGAGCGAGAAGCUGGACAUCAAUGGAGCGCACAGCGAUAGCGUACUUUACGGAGGAACGAGGGUGUUGCAAGUACGGCCAGGGGAAGUCACCGCUGGGGAUGGCGGUUGUAUAGCCGAGGUCCUGCGCACAGGCUUCGGAACGACACAAGGACAACUCAUUCGGAGGAUGCUAUCCACUACGGAGGGAGCCUCAGCGCACAACCUCGAGUCGUGGCUCUUCAUCGAAUUCCUCCUUAUCUUUGCUAUCGCCGCGCUGUGGGACGUUUGGGUGCCCGGGCGACAACGUGGCAUGUCCACCUACGAGCGUCUGUCCGACUGCAUCCUCAUCAUCGCAACCGUGGUCCUGCCCCGAUUUCCCAAGGAGCUCUUGCUGGUGGUCAACUGGAGCCUUAUCACGCUGUACAAGUACGGUUAG